This is a messenger RNA of Penicillium odoratum, 1161 nucleotides long. RefSeq names its product CaiB/BaiF CoA transferase family protein. The transcript is spliced from 4 exons. Gene Ontology annotation, molecular function: catalytic activity. The coding region runs from base 1 to 1161 and encodes 386 amino acids. The record is from RefSeq and is a predicted model, not a curated record. Lineage: Eukaryota; Fungi; Ascomycota; Eurotiomycetes; Eurotiales; Aspergillaceae.
AUGUCUAACAUAUCCUUCCAUGGCAGAGCCGACGUCAUCAAGGUUGAACACCCAGUGCGAGGUGACGAUACUCGUGCGUGGGGCCCACCUUAUGCGAAGUAUGAGGAUGAGUCCAGGGAAGGGCCUGGUGAGAGUGCCUAUUAUCUUGCUGUUAACCGCAACAAGAGGUCUCUUGGACUGUCCUUCCAACAUAAGUCCGGCGUCGAGAUUCUUCACAAACUCGCAAAAGAGUGUGAUGUUCUGGUAGAGAACUACCUCCCGGGAGGCCUGGCAAAGUACGGAAUGGACUAUGAAACUCUUCACAAGAUCAAUCCCAAGUUGAUCUAUGCCAGUAUCACAGGCUAUGGUCAAACAGGACCUUAUAGCAACCGCGCCGGGUACGACGUCAUGGUGGAAGCUGAGAUGGGACUCAUGCAUAUUACCGGAUCACGAGAUGGAGCCCCGGUGAAAGUCGGAGUGGCAGUCACCGACUUGACCACCGGCCUGUAUACAUCCAAUGCCAUCAUGGCGGCUUUGCUCGCGCGGGUUCGCACGGGGAGAGGUCAGCAUAUCGAUGCCUGUCUAAGUGACUGCCAAGUCGCUACUUUGUCAAACUUGGCUAGCUCUGCAUUGAUUAGUGGAAAAAAGGAUUCGGGUCGUUGGGGCACAGCGCACCCAUCUAUUGUACCAUACCGGAGUUACAAAACCCUUGAUGGUGAUAUUCUCUUCGGUGGUGGAAACGACAGACUGUUCGGUGUACUCAGUGAUCGACUCGGGUUCCCAGAGUGGAAGACCGAUGCACGCUUCGUGACGAACAGCGAACGUGUCAAGCACCGAGCCGAUAUCGAUGGGUUGAUCGAGACCACAACGCAGCAGAAGACUACAAAGGAAUGGUUGAAUAUCUUCGAGGGUAGUGGAAUGCCUUAUGCUGCUGUCAAUGACAUCCAGGGCACAUUGAACCACGAGCACGUACUGGCACGGAACAUGGUCACCGAGGUUGAACACCCAGCUUGUGGCCCCAUAAAGCUAGUCAAUACUCCUAUCAAGUACUCUGAAGCGAACCCUAGUAUUCGCUCGCCUCCCCCUACGCUCGGCCAACACACCGACGAGAUUCUUGGCAGUAUCCUUGAUUAUGGCGAGGAAGAUAUUGCUCGGCUGAAGGAGCAGGGUGUGGUGUCUUAG